GAAACACUUUCGACACAGACAGAGACUUCGACACAACCCCGGCAGUAGCAGAGUUGGUGAUGAAUCUGAAACGGGGCAAUAAAAUGCGAAGCAACUAAUCUGCCCGGAUCCAGAAAGACAGGAACUUAUCUACACACUGUAAAACAUUACUCUAUGAAAAUCAGUGCAGUAAAGUACAGAAUGGAGCAAUAACUAGAAAAAUGUUUAGUUUAUUGUAAUGAUUCAGACAGGCCUUAAUAAUUUCAGAUGCAUAAUGUUUCAAUGGCAGAAAAAAGUAAAUCAGUGAGUAUUUGAAAGAAAUAUAAAGGUGAAGUGCAGGUGAACUACAUACAGAACUCACACAGUAAAAGCUUCCUAUAGUUAAGUUCCUCCUCUCUAAUAAUGAGAUUACUGAAAGGAGGCAGGCUUCUACUGUUGCUGAAGAUCACUCUUGGACUGGGAUCACUAUGGAUGCUUUCCCUACUCAGUCACCCAAAAACAAGCUGGGAUCCUACCUACUUUCUCAGCUACAGCUGGUUGGAGUAUACAGAUGCUGAUGUCGGCCCGGAGACAGUGUGCAACUGUUCAGCGAUCCUGCGUGGAGAGAGGCAGGCACUGGACCAAGCCAAAUUACUGACUCUCACUAAAGACUUCCGCAAGAGUGUUCACAUCCCUGAUGAGUAUUACAUUAAUGCAACCAAAGACUGUAGGGAAUUCAAGUUAAGCAGAAAAUACUUAACACUCCCGUUAAGCCAGGAGGAAGAGGACUUCCCUCUGGCUUACUCUAUAGUUGUUCAUCAUAAGGUGCAGAACUUUGAGCGACUGCUGCGAGCCAUCUAUGUACCUCAUAAUAUAUAUUGUAUCCAUGUGGACAAAAAAUCAGAUCCCUCAGUCUUCUCUACCAUCAUGGCAAUUACUUCCUGUUUCCCAAAUACCUUCAUGGUCAGCCAGCCUGUGAGCGUGGUCUAUGCUGCCUGGCCACGCGUCCAGGCUGACCUUAACUGUAUGGCUGACCUCUAUAAAGCCAGCACAAAAUGGAAAUACUUCAUCAACCUUUGUGGCCAGGAUUUCCCCCUGAAAACCAACUUGGAGAUGGUGAGGAUGUUGCGUUCCUUGAAGGGCGGGAACAGCUUAGAGUCAGAAAAAAUGCCUGAGGGAAAGAAGUCAAGAGUGACAAAUUCUUACAAGAUAGUUGAUGGAAACAUCCAGGGGGCAGGAAAAGCGAAGGAGCCACCUCCCUUCAACCUACCCAUUCUGUCAGGAAAUGCCUACAUUGUGGUUAGCCGAGGCUACGUGCGCAGUGUGUUGGAAGACAGCCGAAUACAGACACUAAUUGAGUGGGCCAAAGACACCUACAGUCCUGAUGAAUUUCUCUGGGCAACCAUUCAGCGAAUCCCUGGUGUUCCUGGCUCAGCGAGGCCCAACACCAAAUAUGACAUGUCAGACAUGCAUGCCAUUGCACGACUGGUGAAGUGGCAGUGGCAUGAGGGGUCACUGGGUUCACUGGAGGCAGUGUACCCAGAGUGUCAUGGCAACCAUGUCAGGUCAAUCUGUGUAUAUGGUGCUGGAGACCUAAAAUGGAUGCUUAAGCAGCAUCACCUCUUUGCCAACAAGUUUGACAUGGAUACAGAUCCCAUUGCUAUCUACUGCUUGGAGAAGUAUCUGAGACAAAAAGCACUGGCUGAGUUGCACUAGGUGUAUUGGAGAUUUUUUUUUUUUCCUGCAAACCAAGAAUGGAAUCAUCUGAAGCAGCAGAUAAUUUCAUUUCAAGAUGUAUUUAAAAUUAUUUAUAUUUCUAGUAUCAUAAAAAAAAGUACAAAUACAAUGAAAUGGUUAAAAAAAAAUUUAAUUUGUGGCAAUACAUUUAAGUCCCGUUGCUGCUAAUUUAGAAGUUUAUAAACCUGACAUUUACAUCCCUCUACUUAAAAGUCCUGAAGAAAAAGCCAUUUAGGUUUUUGGAUGAGAAUAUGGGUGAAGCACUGGGAAAAACCCUACAGCAAAAUCUGCUGCAAGACAAGUGUGUAAGACAACAGCGAUCUCUAUCUGUAUUUUCCAGUGAAACAAUGUCCCCAAACGUAAACAUCUACCUUAACAAUCUAAGCGCAUGGCAGACAAAACAGCAGAAAAAAAGAUUGCAGCUCAAGGGACAUGGUUCAAAUGGGUUCUCUCUUAAUUUAUCAUGGACAGAUGUGGACAAAGAACACUGAGACACUAGAUACUCCUGGUCAAAUAUCGCUCCAAUACAAGUGAAAGUUGUUCAAAUUUUUACUUGAGUUACAGUACCGGGGUUCUUGCUUUUAAAAAUAUUUAAGUAUUCAAAAGUACAUUUUUAUAUGUCUGACAGUGUAGGAGUUGGCUGUGAUUGUUUUUUCUCCUGUGACAAAUACAACACAUGGUUUAUAUAAUAUACAGUACUGUGCAAAAGUUUUAGGCAGGUGUGAAAAAAUGCUGUAAACUAAGAAUGCUUCCAAAAAUAUAAAUAAUUGUUUAUUUUUAUCAAUUUACAAAAUGCAAAGUGAGCGAACAAAAGAAAAAUCUAAAUCAAAUCAAUAUAUAUUUGGCGUUACUAACCUUUGCCUUCAAACCGGCAUCAAUUCUUAUAGAUACACUUGCACAAAGUCAGGGAUUUUGUAGGAUUAUAGUCAGGUGUAUGAUCAACUAAUUAUACCAAACAGGUGCUAAUGAUCGAAACACAGUCAUUUACUGAAACAGAAACAGCUGUGUAGGAGGCUUAAAACUGGGGGAGGAAAAGCCAAACUCUGCUACCAAGGUGAGGUUGUGGAAGACAGUUUCAUGUCACAGGUCAUACACCAUGGCAAGACUGAGCACAGCAACAAGACCCAAGGUAGUUAUACUGCAUCAGCAAGGUCUCUCCCAGACAAAGAUUUCAAAGCAGACUGGGGUUUCAAGAUGUGCUGUUCAAACUCUUUUGAAGAAGCACAAAGAAACGGGCAACGUUGAGGAUCGUAGACGCAGUGGUCGGCCAAGGAAACUUAGUGCAGCAGAUGAAGAACACAUCAAGCUUAUUUCCCUUCGAAAUCGGAAAAUGUCCAGCAGGACAGAGGGAGAAUAGACUGAAACAACCAUCAUCGCGGUCCUGAGGAAAGACAAGCUGACCCUGAUCAAAAAGCGGGAAACAUCAUCGGGCAGGAGGACCACCCACUCCUGGAACUCCAGCAGGCCAGAUUCAAAAUGCUGAAGUGAAUUUGGUGGAGUCAGUGUGGCAGUGUUCUGCACAGGAACACCCACCUAAGCUACAUUGAGAUGCUGCUGCAGCCCUUUGGAAGCAUCGCACAGUUAAAGAUCCUGUUCAUCCUGUUGGUGCAAAUUUGUUUUUGUUAAUUCUUUUUGAAAAGUUUGAUUCACUGUGACAUCAUAAUGUUCUGCUAAAAGACUUUUAUUCAAUGCUGAGAAAAACAUUCUAAGUUACAGUGGGACUGGUUAGCAGAGGGGUUUACUGUUUUAAUCAAUAAUUACCUGCCUUAUAUCUGAUGUCCAAACUAUUUGUUAAAUCUGGCAGAUUAAAGGAAAGCAUUGUUCAUGAAUAUAUAUUUUCCAUCUACCAAUUUAAUGAUUUUAUCUCUCGUGUUUUUUCUAAAUGUGCUGACUGGAUUGGUGGCAACACUGUGAUGGCUGGGGACUUUAACUGUUACUUUUGUACAGUGAUGGAUAGAUCUCUAAUAUCUCUGAAUCUUUUAAAGUAAUCUGGGGUGUUCCACUGGGUUUAUUAUUAUUAUUAUUAUUAUUAUUAUUAUUAUUAUUAUUAUUAUUUAUAUGAUCUCUGUAAAGUGUCAAAAUGAUUCACAUGUAUCUUAUUUACAGAUGACACUAAUUUAUCUUUUGUCCUGGGAAGACUUCAAAUGGCAUUUUGAGAAAUUAAAUUAAAAAUUAAUAUCAGUCAA
This is a messenger RNA of Seriola aureovittata, 3881 nucleotides long. RefSeq names its product beta-1,3-galactosyl-O-glycosyl-glycoprotein beta-1,6-N-acetylglucosaminyltransferase-like. Bases 382 to 1674 code for a protein of 430 amino acids. Gene Ontology annotation, molecular function: beta-1,3-galactosyl-O-glycosyl-glycoprotein beta-1,6-N-acetylglucosaminyltransferase activity. NCBI's taxonomy places the organism in Eukaryota, Metazoa, Chordata, Actinopteri, Carangiformes, Carangidae. Gene Ontology annotation, cellular component: membrane. The transcript has 5 exons. The record is from RefSeq and is a predicted model, not a curated record.